Molecule: messenger RNA, 1064 nt
Organism: Sinocyclocheilus anshuiensis
Lineage: Eukaryota; Metazoa; Chordata; Actinopteri; Cypriniformes; Cyprinidae
Gene: necap2
Product: NECAP endocytosis associated 2
Exons: 7
Coding region: 58-780 (240 amino acids)
Biological process (GO): endocytosis
Cellular component (GO): clathrin vesicle coat; membrane
Source: RefSeq, a predicted model, not a curated record
UUUAUUUUGUGCCGUCCGCAGCGGAAGCGGAAGGGAUGUGUCGGCUGUGUUGCGGCGAUGAUGGCGGAUAGCAGCGAUCAGUAUGAGUCGGUUCUGUGUGUGAAGCCAGAGGUUCAUGUUUACCGAAUCCCGCCCAGAAGCUCCAACCGCGGAUACCGGAGUAAGUGUGUGUGUACACUAAUGUGUGUGUGUUCAGGCGAGCUGUUCGCUCAGGCUCCGGUGGAUCAGUAUCCAGGGAUCGUGGUGGAGGCCGUCACUGACUCCAGCAGGUACUUCGUCAUCAGGAUUGAAGAUGGAAACGUUUCUUCAGGGCGUCAUGCGUUCAUCGGCAUCGGUUUCGCCGAUCGUGGCGAUUCGUUUGAUUUCAACGUGGCGUUACAGGAUCAUUUUAAGUGGGUGAAACAGGAAAGUGAAUUAGCCCGACAGGAAGCGGCUCAGGUUUCAGCGCCAAAGCUGGACUUGGGCUUCAAAGAGGGUCAGACCAUCAAGAUCAACAUCGGGAACAUUAAGAAGAAAGACUCCGGCGGCGCAGCGGCAAAGUCUCGUCCGAUGGGCGGCUCUUUGCUUCCUCCUCCACCCGGAGUCAAAUCCUCCGCUCUGGUUCCUCCGCCCGCAGCGCAGCAGACGACACCCGCCUCUCCGCCCAGCCCAGGGAUGAUACUGGAGUUCGGAGACCCUGCCCCCGCCGUGGCUCCGCCCUCUCAGGACCUGUGGGGUGAUUUCACGGCUGCAGGCUCCGGGUCCGCUCAGGACUCGCGGUCGGGAUGGGUGCAGUUCUAGCGAACCGACGACACACGGACGCUGUUUUCUAUGCAAUCACGCGCAGCUGCACGGCUGAUAUCUGCUGCAUUCCAGCUGGUGUUGACUUUCAAACAUGUUUCUCAUUAGUUAUUCGCACACGUGCGAUAAAUGUCGUCAGUAUCGUCUCUCGUUUAACUUUAAAGCUGAAAUGUGUCAUGUUAAUGCCUGUGUUCGAACAGGUUUCCUGAACACUCGCCCCAUUGGUCGGCCUAACGGCUGGCCCCGCCCCAAACUCACAGCACUGGUCGAGGCAGAAGUUAACA